Molecule: messenger RNA, 2011 nt
Organism: Danaus plexippus (monarch butterfly)
Lineage: Eukaryota; Metazoa; Arthropoda; Insecta; Lepidoptera; Nymphalidae
Exons: 4
Coding region: 473-1975 (500 amino acids)
Molecular function (GO): protein binding
Source: RefSeq, a predicted model, not a curated record
AAUGAAAGGAUAAAAAAUUAAGAUGAAGUUAAAGUUAGAAUGUGUUGAAAAUUUAUUAAACAUAACUUAUCAGUGUCAGUAGGAUAUGCAUAUCGAAAGCUUCUAAAUUAAUUUUGAUAAAAAUAGCUGGCGAAGAGGAAAUCUGAUAACCAUAAUAUGAUUACGAGAAUUCAUAGAUAGUAGCGUAAUAAAUAGUUUGUACGAUAAGGUCAUGUGUUUGGUGCGAAGUAGCUAUAUAAAAUCGACCCCCUACGCCUCAGCUGAACCUGCACAUGCGCACGGUAGCUGCCUCUGUACACACAACAAUAUCUGACGUGGCCGCCAGUUGUGUUCCGCUAGAAAUUUUUGUAAAACAACACAAUUACAGAUCACAUAUCAAUGUAAGUUUAACAUUUAAACAAUCGUAAUACGCGAAUUGCUAUACACAAACCCGAAACCAUUUCAAAACAAACAAGUGCUUUCCAAUGUAAACAUGGGUGAGCGUAAGAUAUUACUUUUCAUAUUCUUCGUUAUAUUUUAUUGCCUGUACAAUGUUAACAUGUGGUUUAUGACAAACAAUAUGAAUGAGGUAAAGACAACGGCGGCGGGUUCAAACGAAGAGACUGUGCCUGGUUUAAAAUCGAACAACAUUCAGGCCAAAGUGGUAAAAACAAAACCGUUCCCUUUAUUUAUUAAAGAUUCUUGCAACGCUUUAGAAGUCUUUACUCGAAAACCGCUGCCGCUAGCAAAAAAACCUAAAGCCAGAGUUAUGUACAGCGAAGACAAUACUAUCACAGUGAUAGGAAUAACGGUAUUUCUAGUUGUAUUGGUGUUGAAUGCUCUGUUGGAUAUACUGAAAGUAAAAGAAGAAGAAAAGGCUAGAUUAAAGCUGAACCCAAAUGGUGAAAGAAGACAAUCGCUUGCAGAAUUUGCAAAUAAAAAAGUAUUAAGACGGGAGUCGAGUAAAUUUGGAAUUCAAUUGUUUCCAUUGGCUGAGUCUACGGUAAGCUCUGAUGAAGAAACAAAGAGGCGAAAAGAGAGUAGACCUUAUAUGAGAGGAGAAUCAAUUAAUUCAUAUCUUAGUGAGAAAACCAAUAAAAGUGAUAACUCAGCGCCGGCGUCGAUCGGAGAGACUUCGACUGACAUAAAACAUGCUAAGAGGCAAUCGGUUGCUAAAUUGAUUGAUAAUAAGCUAGAAUGGCUACCACAAAAACCCGUAUACAAUUAUUAUCAUUGCGAAUUCAGAUUUUGGCGAAACUCCAGUUUGAAAUUUAUACCUUAUUCGCUUUGGUAUCAUAUGUUCAGAGAACAACAGACGAGAAGUCUUAGUAUUGGAUGUUUAGGUUUUCCAAGACGUGAUGAUCAGCAUGACAAAAAUUGCGGCCAACCGAAGGAUUUUACGAAAACUAACUUUGAAAUCAAAUUUCCAUCGAAUUAUUUGAAUAUUUUAAAUAAAAACUUCGCUUCACCACCCAGUUUAUUAGAACUUUGCAAGCGAACGUUUUAUAAAAUGCUUACUGACGUCACGACUAAACUAAACGGACACCAAAGCCUUAUUCAUUCUGAAACCAACAACAAGGAGUUUAAUAAUAAUAUUACCGAUCUGUAUCAUCACUUUAAAGAUUUUAAUAUAAACAAUAGCGACAUUUAUUAUAAUAAUUCCAAUGAAGGUGAAUCAAAUGCUUAUACUCGAAAGAAAGAAGCUGAAAGUUUUUUUAUUAAUAGAAAAGGCUAUUGCACGCCUUCUGACAUUAUAGAAAAUGAAUUUUAUUAUUUACCAAGAUUUAUAAAAGAAGAUUUAUGCAACGGGCCCAUAUCGAGAUGUGAAAAUGUGAAUUGCAAAAAAUCCAUUUUUGACUAUGUCUACUUUGAAUUCUGUUUAGAAAAAAUUAUUCUCAUCGAAAACACGGAAGAGGUUGUUCUCAGUGCUGCGUUAUGUUCGAAAACUUGUGCAGAAAAAUGGAGAAUGGGAAAAGCUGUUAUUAAUUGGACAUAAACAAAAAAAAAAUAAAAAUUCAUUUUUAAUUUUGAA